AUGCCUCUUGAAGUAGGAAUAUGGCAUCAUCACCUAAAGCAUAUAGACUCUGCUGUCGUUGAAAAUCGUCCGGUUUCAAUAAACGAGGGGCAAGUAUACGUGUACGAAAAUCAUUUUCCAGGAUAUACCAUCGACUACAUACACGUUGACAACGUUGCCAUCAAAUCUUGUGGAGCCAGCGCGGCGAUUAAAAAAGGCGGCAUCGGGACAUCUUCAGUGUUAAUUGUUUUACAUGCAGCGACCAACGAAGAGAUACGUUCAGUCAUAGAUAUAUGGGGCACAAAACAAUUUGAGAGAAAUACUCAAUCGAUCCCAGUAGAAGAUAAGUUUGGAAAUAUGAAAUCUUUGUACCUAUUUAAAGAAUUAAGAGCUGUCAAUCACAAUAAAGGCUUC
Brenthis ino (lesser marbled fritillary) is the source of this 393-nucleotide messenger RNA. The record is from the annotation of a GenBank genome assembly. Lineage: Eukaryota; Metazoa; Arthropoda; Insecta; Lepidoptera; Nymphalidae.